CCGUUAUUUCAUCCGGGUUGGCCGCUGUAUUCCUUCCUCUCUGUAUUUUAUAACAACAGAUCCGAGAUCACGAAGAUAAGGAUGUUGUCCUGUCUCGGCUGUCCUGUGCUUAGCCGGGUGCUUAGCACUGGGGCGUCACGAGCCCCGGUUGCCAAGGCUGCAGCCAGUGCAUCACGCAGCCCUGCAGCUGCUGCUGCCACCACUGCCUGUCCCCCGAGCUCCAUGGUACUGGUGCGGUACAACAGCACCGUCCAACAGGAGAAACCAAAAAAGACCAAAUUUGGACCCCUUGCUGACCAGGACCGAAUAUUCACUAACCUAUAUGGGCGACAUGACUGGAGACUGAAGGGUGCCCUGAACAGGGGAGACUGGUACAAGACCAAGGAGAUUCUUGAUAAAGGAGUGGACUGGAUCCUGAAUGAGAUCAAAGUGUCUGGUCUGCGUGGCCGAGGAGGUGCCGGAUUCCCCACAGGGAUGAAGUGGAGCUUCAUGAACAAGCCCAGUGAUGGCAGGCCUAAAUAUCUUGUGGUGAAUGCCGAUGAAGGAGAGCCUGGCACAUGCAAAGACAGAGAGAUUAUGCGCAACGAUCCCCACAAGUUGAUUGAGGGCUGCCUGGUUGCUGGUCGGGCGAUGGGAGCACGCGCAGCCUACAUCUACAUCCGAGGAGAGUUCUACAAUGAGUCAUCUAACCUGCAGGUGGCCAUUAAUGAGGCCUAUGCAGCAGGGCUAAUUGGUAGGAAUGCAUGUGGCUCAGGUUAUGACUUUGACGUUUUUGUGAUGCGUGGUGCUGGGGCAUACAUUUGUGGAGAGGAGACGGCUCUGAUCGAGUCCAUCGAAGGCAAACAGGGGAAACCUCGUCUGAAACCUCCUUUCCCUGCUGACGUGGGUGUGUUUGGCUGUCCAACAACCGUUGCCAACGUUGAGACAGUAGCUGUGGCACCAACCAUCUGCCGUCGUGGUGGCACAUGGUUUCUGAGUUUCGGCCGAGAAAGAAACUCUGGCACGAAGCUCUUCAACAUUUCUGGCCAUGUCAACAACCCCUGCACGGUGGAAGAAGAAAUGUCCAUUCCCUUGAAAGAACUGAUUGAAAGGCAUGCAGGUGGCGUUCGUGGUGGUUGGGACAAUCUCCUUUGUGUUAUUCCUGGUGGGUCUUCCACGCCACUGAUCCCACGUCAUGUGUGCGAUGAUGUUCUCAUGGAUUUUGAUGCCCUCGUUCAGGCUCAGACUGGUCUUGGCACAGCAGCACUAAUUGUUAUGGAUAAAUCGACUGAUGUAAUCCGAGCUAUUGCCCGCUUAAUUGAAUUCUACAAGCAUGAAAGCUGUGGGCAGUGCACUCCUUGUAGGGAAGGAGUGGACUGGAUGAAUAAGAUGAUGUGGCGCUUUGUGAAAGGCGAUGCACAGUCAGCAGAGAUUGACAUGAUCUGGGAGAUCAGCAAACAGAUCGAGGGCCACACCAUCUGUGCUUUGGGUGAUGGAGCCGCAUGGCCAGUUCAGGGAUUGAUCCGUCACUUCCGCCCCUUGAUGGAGAGCAGAAUUGCAGACUUCAAACAGAAACAGCAGGCAUGCCGUGCUUGAAGGCCCCCUAUCUGCAUCCAUUCUCGCUCAUCCUGUCAUUUAUUGUUAUUUAAGUAAAGCCAAUAUUGUCCAUCGCUCACUUAUAUGUGAACUUUUGUCUGCUGGCAUCCACCUUGUGUUUCGUACAUAUAUCAGGGGCUAGUUCUUUGAAUAGCUUAAAUAGCUGAAUCUUUUCCACCAUGGUGAUUGACUCAUUAAAGAGUGAAGACUAUUGGAGAAAAGACAUAAUCCAUUUACAAUAACAUGUAAUAACAUGUGAGUAAAUGUUAUGGUUGAUGUAAAUAAAUCCCAUCAUGAUGUUAAUGCCAUUAUAAUGAAAUCUUGCAUUGUAACACUUAUUUGUGGAAAUAAAUAUGUGUUUCUUGA
Myxocyprinus asiaticus (Chinese sucker) is the source of this 1941-nucleotide messenger RNA. It is a transcript of the gene ndufv1, whose product is annotated as NADH:ubiquinone oxidoreductase core subunit V1. Gene Ontology annotation, biological process: mitochondrial electron transport, NADH to ubiquinone. The transcript is spliced from 11 exons. Gene Ontology annotation, molecular function: NAD binding; 4 iron, 4 sulfur cluster binding; FMN binding. The record is from RefSeq and is a predicted model, not a curated record. Lineage: Eukaryota; Metazoa; Chordata; Actinopteri; Cypriniformes; Catostomidae. Bases 82 to 1575 code for a protein of 497 amino acids.